AUGAGCGACGAUCGCCCUCUCCAGCGCCGCGGCGGACGCGUGCGAGGGGCCGAGGGGUACCACACAGAAGACAUCCGCGCGCUGCUCGUCUGCGUCAAGAGCGUCGUGCCCACGACGACGAGCGACUGGGAGCAAGUGGUCGACGAGUACCGCGAGACGCACGCGAUCCCACGCGCCCGCGCCCGACGCGACGCCAAUUCGUUGAAAGCCAAGUUCAAGCACUUGGCCCGUGCGUGUCGACCGGGCGAGAGCACGCGGUGGGACGUACAAGAAGCGGGGGCGCUGUUGCAGCUGAUCCAGUCGAAGCUGGUGGCUGGGCAGUGUCUCCAGCGACGAGGAGGUCGGGCGCGAGGGGCCGAGGGCUUCUCCGCGGUCGAUGCGCAAGCGAUUCUUGCCGCUGUUCGGCAAGUGGUACCAGUGUCACGACAAGAGUGGGACCUCGUGGCCGACGCAUACCGUCGGGACUAUGCCGUUCCGCACGAUCGCCUUUGUCGCGACGGGCUGUCGUUGAAACGCAAGUUUCGACACUGGCUUAAGGCCGAUUCGGACGGUACGGCACGGGCUGAAGUCAGCGUCGCGCGCGCUGUGCAAGUGGAGAUUGAGGCCAAGAUGGACAAGGAAAAGCAGAGUGCAACAGUGCGGGACGAGGCGGGGACGGAGAAGGGCGUGGUGGUCGUGACGACGACGGAGAACGGAGAGAGGAAAGAAACUAGUGCUGGCGGUGGACAGGAGACGGACGUUGCUGAUGCAGCAGUGGUCGGACUGGAAGAUGGUAGCACUACGAGUAGCGAGGCUGGAGAGAGGAGCUCUGCGGCUGACCAUCGCCGUGGUGGACGGAUUGUUGGAUCGGAAGGGUACUCGGUGUCAGACAGGAGAGCGCUACUGGCGUGCGUCAAGGAGGUUUUGCCGUCCGACUCGACUGCGUGGGAACAAGUGCUGCAAUUGUAUCGCACGAGAUAUGCUGGAUUAAACAAUCGUGCGCCACGGAAUCUCACAGGGAUCAAGAGCAAGUUCCGGCAACUGGUUAAUUGCAGACACGAGACUGACGUGGGGACAAAAGAGCAUGAAGACGUACUGGAAGCUCGUGCUAUCCAGAGUGAGAUUGAUCUCCGCUUGAAUUUGGGAAAACGUCCACGGUCUGAGAGCACAUCGAAUGUUCCCUCCGCUUGUACACCCGAAAGGAGCGUUUCCGAGGAUCGCGAAAAGAACCUUGUCGUUUUGGCAAGCACAGAGCCACGUGACAAUCCCCAUUUGGUGCAACAGAGCUCGGAAGCUGGUGCAACAAGAUGUCCGGAGGGGUCAGAAUGUUUACCUGAUUAUGCAUCUGGGAAGAAAGGCCUGAUAGAGAGCGUUGUGGCGGACGCAGAGGUCAAGCCAGCGCGAUCGGAUAUAGCUAGUCGAGAACUCGAACUCCUAAGGCAGCGGGAACGACGGGAAGCUGAACAAGCAGCGUGGGAUAAAGAGCGAAGUAUGCGCGAGAAGCAACGCAUCUACAUGGAAACUUGGACGGUCGUGUGCGACCGUUUGCGUGCACUGUAUCGAGAACGAGCGACAGAAGAUAACCCGGAGAUACUGAGCGAGUUCGACGACGAAAUCGCCGUUCUCAAGAAAAAGAAGCAGCGGCUUACAGGCUUGAUGAUAUAA
Hyaloperonospora brassicae is the source of this 1644-nucleotide messenger RNA. NCBI's taxonomy places the organism in Eukaryota, Oomycota, Peronosporomycetes, Peronosporales, Peronosporaceae. The record is from the annotation of a GenBank genome assembly.